Molecule: messenger RNA, 1996 nt
Organism: Pyrenophora tritici-repentis Pt-1C-BFP
Lineage: Eukaryota; Fungi; Ascomycota; Dothideomycetes; Pleosporales; Pleosporaceae
Product: NADH-cytochrome b5 reductase 3
Cellular component (GO): endoplasmic reticulum
Molecular function (GO): oxidoreductase activity
Source: RefSeq, a predicted model, not a curated record
ACCUUCUUUUUCUCGGCUCGCGCAGUCGACGAUUCAAGGUUUGGACGAUGCCAUCAAUCAUGGAUCUACUACCGGUUGCACUAGCUUUUGCAGCCAUUGUGGGCGGCUUUCUUUUCUUCCGCAGCGGCAGCGCUGGGUCCCGGAAGGUGCUCAAGCCGACUGAGUUCCAAGAGUUCGAACUCGAGCACAAGGAGGUGCUGUCACACAACACAGCUAUCUACCGCUUCAAGCUCCCGCGCCCAACCGACAUUCUUGGUCUCCCCAUCGGUCAGCACAUCUCCCUCGCCGCUACCAUUGACGGCCAGCCCAAGGAAGUCGUACGUUCGUACACGCCUAUCACAUCGGAUGAGGACAAGGGUCACGUCGACUUGCUCAUCAAGUCGUACCCCACGGGCAACAUCUCCAAGCAUGUUGCGAAUCUGCGCAUCGGUGACAAGAUGAAGAUCAAGGGGCCCAAGGGCGCCAUGGUAUACACACCCAAUAUGGUCAGACACUUUGGUAUGAUUGCCGGUGGAACUGGUAUCACACCCAUGCUACAGGUUGCAAAAGCCAUCAUGCGUGGCCGCGCGUCAGGUGACCGCACCGAAGUCGAUCUCAUCUUUGCAAACGUAAACCCCGAAGACAUCCUGCUCAAGAACGACCUCGACUCUCUGGCUGCCAAAGACCCUAAGUUUAGGGUACACUACGUGCUCAACAACCCACCUGAGGGAUGGACCGGUGGCGUCGGCUUCGUGUCGGCUGAUAUGAUCAAGGAGAAGCUUCCGGCUCCUGCAAGCGACAUCAAGAUCCUGAUCUGUGGACCCCCGCCCAUGGUUGCAGCCAUGAAGAAGGCGACAGAGAGCCUCGGAUACACAAAGGCAAGGCCUGUCAGCAAGCUUGAAGACCAAGUCUUCUGCUUCUAAACUGAGAGGACAAUGAAUAGGAAGUACCAAGCCAACCACACGAAGAAGGCCCAUCUGGCAAUGAUUGGUUAAAAACAUUAAAUCAUAUAUUGUACAAAAGCCCAAACUGAGUCUCCUCCCGGGGGCAAUCAAGUCUCUGCUGGAUGAUUCAAUCAUAUGUCUAAAAGCGAGAAGAAAUAAUCGUUCCAAGAUAAUAUUGGUUCGACUCGGUUCGUUCGUGUUACUCAUCCCUUCCCCAAAAAGACGAAUCAAAGUUUGCAAUUCAGCACCAACCCACCCGACUAACUAGGCCGGCCUCAAUCCAAUUCAAGCAACCUCUGCCCCUCACUCCUUUACUCCCAAAUGAACGCCUGCUCAAGAUGCUAAAAAAAACUUGCAUGCGAAUGUUAUGACAUCGCUUAAUCCCCCGAGUUUUUUGUGUGAGCCCACCGCGCUUUCCCAAUGCUUUGUGAAAAAAAAACCCUAAGAUGCAAAGUUUGACAAUAGCUGAUAGAUGCUUAGAAGAAGAGAGAAGACGUAGAGAAGAAGUUAGACGCGUAUACAGGGUCCAAGAACUAGCCCAAAAUGAAUUGGGUACUGAUGAAGCGCUUGAACGUCGACGAAGCUCAGGAGUUUCGUGUUGGUGGGACGAAUAGUGAGGGAGGGAUAUAAGAAGCUGGGAAGCCCAUGCACCAUACACCCAAAACCAAAUAAAGGGUUGCAAGUUCGUCGUUGUGCAAGAAAUUCAAUCAAUCAAUCAAUGAUCAUCCUCACUACUCCACCCACCAUCAUCUUCUUGAUCUAAACUCUCCAUGACCUCUUUGAUGACGCCAUGGCUUUUUGGAUCCAAAUUCAUAGCAAUAGUGAGAUGGCGGAUAGCGCUAGCGCGUUCCCUAAGUUUCUUGUAGCAGCGUCCGAGUAAGAAGUGGAUAUUCGGGUCAUCUGGAGCAGCGUCUUUGAGGUAGAGUAGUUCGUGAAGUGCUUCCUGCGGUGCGUUGAGUUUGAGUAGGACUUGAGAUUUGCGGAAGCGGGCCAUGAUUGAGCGAGGGUCGAUGCGGAUAGCAUUUUCAAAUUGCAUGAGUGCGGGUUCGAUUUUCUUCAUGCGGUCGAGGACC